Ipomoea nil (Japanese morning glory) is the source of this 456-nucleotide messenger RNA. RefSeq lists its product as uncharacterized. NCBI's taxonomy places the organism in Eukaryota, Viridiplantae, Streptophyta, Magnoliopsida, Solanales, Convolvulaceae. The transcript has a single exon. Bases 1 to 456 code for a protein of 151 amino acids. The record is from RefSeq and is a predicted model, not a curated record.
AUGACAGGGUCCACAGCUGAAUUCUACAAGAGUACAACUGAUGAACAUUCAAAUGAAGUGGUAGAUGAGAUAAGCAUGUACUAUGAUUGCAGAUACGUGUCUGCUUGCGAGGCUACAUGGCGACUCCUUAGUUUCGAUGUCCAAUUUAGGACCCCUCCAGUUGAGAGACUAAGUUUCCACCUUCCAAAUUGCCAGUCAGUUGUGUUCGAGGAUGACGAUCGAAUAGACAACGUCUUGAAUCGUCCUACUGUGGGUCAAAGUAUGUUCACUGGCUGGUUCGAUGCAAAUAAGAGAUUUGAUGUUGCAAAGGGAUUGACAUAUAUUGACAUGCCAACCAAAUUUGUCUGGAAGAAAGAUAUUAGAGAAUGGCAUCCAAGGAAACGGGGUUUUUCAAUUGGUCGCAUUUUUAUGUACCCCCAGGUAGCGGUGAAAUAUAUUACUUGCGAUGUCUCUUGA